AGCUAAGCAAGUAGCCACCGAAGAAGCUUUUUAAGCACCGUCUGAUUUUGGUUUCUCCCUGGGGUUUCGACGGUUUGGUUGAAAACAACAACAACAACAACAACAACAACAACAACAACAACAACAUUUGGGUCGGGAGACAGUCCGUGUAACUGGGGCUGACACGGAAAAGGAGGGUUGUGUUGCAAUACGAAGCAGACAUCACCACUGGCUCCUCUUUGUUAAUUAGCUAGCUAAGUUGGCUAACUAGCCAGAUAAGCUGAUGGGAGUUCCUUCCUGUCAUUUUGACUAUACGCCUGUUUAUAGACUGGGAAAUCACACUAGUGAACAGAAGAGGCGGUUCGUGUGCGAUUCAAAGUAUAUGGACAUAGCUAGAUAGCUUGCAAGCUAGCUACACCCACGGAUGUCUAUUGUGGCAAAGUUCAAUCUCUAACGUGGUUCUCUUGUUAGGCUCGCUAAUGAUUGAUUCUGGCAGGGGUAACAUGCAAGUAACCUGCUUGUUGUUGUCAUUGAGCUAUUUUGACAGCUAAGUCCAUCAACUGUAGUGGAGACAACCAGUUGUCAAGUCUCUGAACUCUAGUGCUUGUCCAUGAGACCACCCCAUGCAGGUUCCGGGAGAAGAAAUGCAUUGGACUAUAUGAUUUUUCAGGGACGUCAUUAAGAGCACAGGAACACCCACUUGUGUACAGACGUGUCAGAGAUUAAAUGGGUGCAAAGCUGUUUUGCUGGCCACAGGGUUCUCCUGGCAUUGCCAUGAUGCUGAGAGCCCUACUCCUUACAGGCCUUCUUAGCUGGGCCAAUGGCCAGGAAGGUCAGGCCAUGUUACCUGAAGAAAAGAGCCAAAUCAGGGACCAGAUCGUUGAGAUGUUCGAUCAUGCCUAUGACAGCUAUAUGAAAUACGCGUACCCAGCGGACGAGCUGAUGCCCCUGAGCUGCAGGGGGAGGGUGCGUGGUCUGGAGCCCAACAGGGGAGACAUCGACGACUCUCUGGGGAAACCUUGUAUGUAACACUUAGCAUGGAAACACAAUAGAGGAUGGCUAUGGUGAAGCUGACAUGGAGCAGGAUCUAGGUUGUGUUGUGUGUGCAGAAGUUCAUCCUCCUGACCUGGGUCACAUUCAUUAAGCACCAAAUGGAAGAAGACGGGCUGAAACAGGGUUCUCCCUCACUCUGAUUGACACCCUGGAUACUCUGGUGGUGUUGAACAAGCUGGACGAGUUUGAGGAUGCGGUGAGGAGGACGUUGAGGGAUGUCAGGCUGGACAACGAUGUGGUGGUGUCUGUGUUUGAGACCAACAUCCGAGUCCUGGGGGGCCUGCUGGGGGCACAUACGAUGGCAGACAUGCUCCGUCAGCGGGGGGAGAGGAUGCAGUGGUACAGAGAUGAGCUGCUCCACAUGGCCAAGGAGCUGGGCAACAGACUGCUCCCUGCCUUUAACACCACCAGUGGCCUUCCUUACCCCAGGGUAAACCUGAGGUACGGGGUCCUUAAUCCCCUGUCACGCACAGGCACUGAGUCGGACACCUGUACAGCCUGUGCAGGGACCAUGAUUCUAGAGUUUGCUGCUCUCAGUCGGCUGUCUGGGGAGGCCGUGUUCGAGGAGAAUGCUAGGAAAGCCCUGGACGUCCUGUGGGAGAAGAGACAGAGAGGAAGUGACCUCGUGGGCACAGUCAUUAAUAUCCACAAUGGUGACUGGGUGCGCAGGGACAGUGGUGUGGGUGCUGGCAUUGACUCCUACUAUGAGUACCUGAUGAAGGCUUACGUUCUGCUGGGAGACAACGUUUACCUGGAGAGGUUCAACACUCAUUACAGAGCCAUCAUGAAGUACAUCAGCCAGCCUCCGCUGCUGCUCAACGUGCACAUGCACAACCCCACGGUGAGCGUCCGCAGCUGGAUGGACUCCCUACUCGCCUUCUUCCCCGGCCUGCAGGUCCUGAGAGGAGACCUAAAGCCAGCCAUAGAGACCCAUGAGAUGCUCUACCAAGUCACCAAGCAGCACAAGUUUCUCCCCGAGGCUUUCACCACCGAGUUCAGAGUUCACUGGGGUCAACACCCUCUGAGACCAGAGUUUGCAGAAAGCACCUACUACCUCUACAAGGCCACAGGCGACCCCUACUACCUCAGGGUGGGCCAGUCCAUAGUGGAAAAACUCAACGCCCAUGCCAGGGUACCUUGUGGGUUUGCAGCUGUGCAGGACGUCCGGACAGGGGCCCACGAGGACAGGAUGGACUCGUUCUUCCUGGCGGAGAUGUUUAAGUACCUGUACCUUCUGUUCUCUGAGAAGAACCAGCUUCCCUUCGACAUCGACGACUACAUCUUCACCACCGAGGCCCACCUGCUGCCUGUCUCCCUGUCCACCUCACAGCCCCCUUGGCGGGGCAACAGCACGGAAGCGCCCACUGCCUUGGAGGAAGACCUGUUUACCUACUCCUGCCCCAGCACCCAGACCCUUUUCCCCAACAACCCCUCCUUCGCCAAGACCAUAAGGGACAGCUACAAGUACCUGACUGGGGUGGGCCGAGCCUUCCACGCGUCACCUGUCAGGGGCAUCGAGCUGCCGCUUCACGACCACGGUAUGGAGCCUGUUGAGUUUCUGAGAAACAUGGGCAUCUCCCUCACCCCACUGAGCGAGGCUGGGGCAACAGGGACACCGGGGGAGGUACAUAAAGGUGUUUACAGGGUGAAACUGGUGGCAGAGGAGGAAGAAGUAGAGCCUCUCCUCGUUCAGCUCAUAUCCCCCCCGUUUCUGGGUAGAACGGUCCUGACUGCAGGACCAGCUAAGUUUGGAGUGGACCUUACCAAGCAGGAGCACGGGGUGAAGGGCAGCAUCGUGAAGACCUCCCCUUACACAGCGUGUGGACCCAUAGAGAAUGCUGAGGAGCUGAGCGGGCACAUUGCCCUGGCACUGCGUGGCGACUGCAUGUUUGCUGCCAAGGCCCACAGGCUACAAGAGGCUGGGGCUAUCGGAGUCAUCUUCAUAGACCACCGGGAGGGGAGUAACAGCGCAGAGACGCCCCUGUUCCAGAUGGUGGGAGACGGAGGGUCCACAGCUGACAUCACCAUCCCCCUGGUGUUCCUAUUCAGCCAGGAGGGGGCGCUGCUCACCUCUGCUCUGGAGGACCACAGCAACGUAGACGUACUGAUGCUGCCCAAAGAGAGGCGGCUAGGAAAGACAACAGACAAAGCAGACAAGCCCCUGGGGAAGAUGAACAUCAAGUUCCGCCUGGCGGAAGAGGGGGAGCUGGAAGACGGAGAGGCCAGAGGCCCCACCCUGCAGUUUGUCCUGGAGAAGGGAGAGGUAGUGUUGGAGGAAGAGGAUUACAAACAGCAAGGAGACGGCUGCUUGACACCUGGAGACGAUCAUAUGCCAUGUUUCGACGGACAAACUGCUGCCUCGCCUCCCUCCCACAGCGCCAACGACCCCAAUACAGACCCCUGAUCUCAGUUAGGUUCCUCAACCCCCUCCCACUGACCAAGGGCCUGGGCUCCCCAGCACUGAUCCCUGGUCGGUGUCCAGAGGCACGUUGAUGUGCCAGACAGGGCCCUGCUGCACGCUCUGGACUGGACUGACUCAAAAGGGGACCUUAGCAGUGUGACAGUCAAUCCCAUUGACUCAUUCACUACCCCUUUUAAAAUCUGAGGGUGGUCUCGUACAGUUGAUAAGUUAUUGGAACUGCAGUAUUUAUUAAUGUCUAGGAAGGGAUGGGCAUGGGGCAGGUAGCUAGUUAGUCUUACCUUGCUACUGUAGCCUCAAGCCAACUCAGUUGUGUUGUGAAGAUGACCGAUUUAGUCAGAUGUGUUGUUAUCAAUUCUCUCUUACAAUCAUUUCAGAGAAAUAGCUGAGGUAAGCGUGGGAGGGGAUAUUGGGCUGAUAUAGGGAACACAUAGCUGAGGUAAGCGUGGGAGGGGAUAUUGGGCUGAUAUAGGAAACACAUAGCUGAGGUAAGCGUGGGAGGGGAUAUUGGGCUGAUAUAGGAAACACAUAGCUGAGGUAAGCGUGGGAGGGGAUAUUGGGCUGAUAUAGGAAACACAUAGCUGAGGUAAGCGUGGGAGGGGAUAUUGGGCUGAUAUAGGGAACACAUAGCUGAGGUAAGCGUGGGAGGGGAUAUUGGGCUGAUAUAGGAAACACAUAGCUGAGGUAAGCGUGGGUGGGGAUAUUGGGCUGAUAUAGGAAACACAUAGCUGAGGU
Messenger RNA from Oncorhynchus gorbuscha (pink salmon), 4186 nucleotides. Its product is annotated as ER degradation-enhancing alpha-mannosidase-like protein 3. Gene Ontology annotation, biological process: mannose trimming involved in glycoprotein ERAD pathway; endoplasmic reticulum mannose trimming; carbohydrate metabolic process. NCBI's taxonomy places the organism in Eukaryota, Metazoa, Chordata, Actinopteri, Salmoniformes, Salmonidae. Gene Ontology annotation, cellular component: endoplasmic reticulum; membrane. The coding region runs from base 1331 to 3436 and encodes 701 amino acids. The transcript is spliced from 21 exons. Gene Ontology annotation, molecular function: calcium ion binding; mannosyl-oligosaccharide 1,2-alpha-mannosidase activity. The record is from RefSeq and is a predicted model, not a curated record.